AGUCGGUAUAUUUACAGGGACGCUUUAGGCAAACCCAGUCACUCGAAGCGAAGCCGCAGAACACAAGCAUAAGAACCAGGGAAAGAAUAGUCGAUAUUUCGAAAUGUGAAUAUCUGGUCAGUCUUUGUAGACAAAAUACUGUGCGUAUUACUUAUAGGUGUUGGUAUAGUACUAAUAUGCUCGAGUGAUUGCAUAGACGUUUGUAUUAAAGGAGGUUUUUGGGACUAUACGAUGCAUGAAAUAUAUCCGCGUAUAUAUGCGUUUAUAUAUGUUUCCGUUUUGACAGGAAAUAUAUAGCAUAGAAUAAACAACUUUAUUUAAAGUACGACUUCUUGACGGAUUUCAAAGAGACAGCGAAACCGACCGUUGCCCUUUUAUUUAUUCCAUUUAUUACGGUAUUGUAUAGCCUACCCCCUGGAGUGAAAAUGUUGCAACAGAUAUUACGCGACAUGUACGUGGACCCAGACAUUUUGGCCGAGCUGCCGGAGGAACAAAAAGAAAUCUUGUUUUUUAAAAUACGAGAGGAACAGGUACGCCGCUACAAUGAAAGGGAAAAGGAAAACAAACCUCCAGUAAAACAACGAAAAACCAAACCUGGAAAACAAGUUCGAAUAAUGGAAGACAUUAACGGCGAACCAUUGACACACGUUUUCGGUGAGAAUGGAGAAAUGACAGCCGAGGAAAGAUGGGAAAGAUACACGGAUGAACGAAUGAAAGCUGCCGUGUUCGCUGUGAUGAAAGAAGAAACAGAUCAAGCUCUCCGAGGUGCCCAGGUCCUCAGAAACAGAGCAAACUCUGGGGGCAAAGAAAACAAAAUAACAGCAAACUCAAGAGUAAAACUUGUCACAGCAAAAUUGAAUAGUAACUCUGACCGUAACCCCCCAAUGACAAGUACAUUGGCUUCAACUACAGCAGCAAAAAGGGCUGAUUUUGCCUACGUCAAAUCUAAUCAAGUUGAGAACCAUAAACCUGUAGUCACAACACACCAAUCGGUGCCUAGAAUUUCACCAGUGGCAAGAAGGAAAGAGGCGAAAAACAGGGGAAAACUUGCAGGAUAUGAAGUUGUACGAAACCCGAUACUCGUAGACACUACAGUGCCAACCACUAGCACCGAAACACCUACACAUAUUAACACACUGAGACCCAAGACCCCUCCAAAAGUAGCCACACCAAAAACGAGCCCCAAAGAUGAAAGAAAACAACCCAAGUCACCUAAAGGCCAACGCUCGGUGGAAAAAGAAACCGAGAAUAUAUACGAAAGCGUAGAUGACGUCACUAAACCUCAGGUCGACUUGGUUUCGAAUGAAGAAUGGAAUCAACAGCUUCGGAGGUUUAAGGAAGAAGACGAAAAAAGGAAAAUACGAGCAAGGAGAGCCAGCAUCGAAGUAAAGAGACAAUCUCUUAUCGCAGUUAAUCGAAACAAGUCCAAGAUAAAAUCUCUAAGACAGAAAUUCGCAAAAUUAGGUUCAUUUGAUAACGAAAAAGAAUCGAAACUGGAGAAGCCAACUCUUCCACCUAAACUUGCUGUAAUAGAUACCGUGGUACCCCCUAUUACUUCGCUACGGGCAAGAAGUCCAGUGGUAACCAGCAGGCUAUCAACAACCGGUAAACCAAACAGUCGAAAUGACGUCAAACGCUGGUUCGAAGACAAGCAAACGUCAGCCUUCGUAGACGACCGUGGUGACGUCAUUAUACCCACGUGGUUUCACGGUAUCAUUUCGAGAAGCGACGCCGAGUCACUCCUGUGUUCAAGGCCAGAACGAGAUUUUCUCAUACGCCUUAGCGACAAGAUAUGGGGAUAUGCGCUCAGUUACAAAGCUGAGGACAGAGUUAAACAUUUCUUGAUCGAUGCUUCAGAAGGAAGUUACCAUUUCUUCGGCAACGAUCAAAUUAGACACGAAAGUCUCGCCGAACUAGUCGAAUACCACAAGGAGGAAGACAUAACAUACAACGGUGAAAUCCUAGGCCGAGCUGUGGGACAACGUAAUCCGUCCAAACCAGAUUAUUCUGACUUGGAAUUUCAAAAUACUAGAUUGUGAGGACUUCGGAACAAGAUUUAACCACCUCGCACAUUUAGGGUUAACUAUUGAUGUCCUAUGUCCACAUAUCACUGCAGAAAUACUGAACAAACAUGGCAUCAAAGCCAGUUUAUGUUUAUCCACUUUUAUCACAAUGCAGACGCCUAUUAGUCGACCCGCCCGUUUUCUUUGUGCAAUUUCGAAUAUCAUCUAUGCAAAUAAUGAUGCGUAUGUAAUUAGCAAGCAGACAUAUGUUGAACCGGUGCUUUGGCGUUAAUUAUAUUUUAAAACAUCUUCUAUAUAAGCGUGUAUACGUUAAAGCCAUCUUUCGAUUCUGCGUUUCUGGAGAAUGCUAAGAAUAAUAAAGUACAAUGAAGUAUGGCA
Ciona intestinalis (vase tunicate) is the source of this 2402-nucleotide messenger RNA. Its product is annotated as SH2 domain-containing protein 4A-like. NCBI's taxonomy places the organism in Eukaryota, Metazoa, Chordata, Ascidiacea, Phlebobranchia, Cionidae. Gene Ontology annotation, cellular component: cytoplasm. The record is from RefSeq and is a predicted model, not a curated record.